AUGCGUUCUUCUCGCUCUCUCUUUUUCGCGCUCUGCGCACUUCCUGCUGUUUUCUCCGCACCGGCUGAACCGACCGGCCUAGAUGAUGCCAUGAUUGCCAAAGUCAAGGCCAACCUGCGAGUCAUCGCCACUCACAGCUGGGAGAUCGGCACUGAGCUGGAGACGUUGACUGAACUCGAAUGGCCGUCCUUGGCCGUCUUCGAGGGCACUCUCCCCCCUCCCACCACGCUCAAAUCUGGUGAGGCCGCCGAUGUGAUCGACUACGCAGCUGCCAUCGUGGCGAACAUUACGGGCGAUGGUCCCCUUAUCGACGGUGAUGGUGCCGUCGGCGACCCAGCGAGCAUUGGUCAAGCCCGACGAAUCGUUCUCCUUGCCGCCGCAAACCAACUCAACUACCUGCUGAACGUCGCUCCCCACACGGAUGACGGUGCCAUCUCUCAUCGUGCUGAGCAGGUCCAGCUUUGGGCGGAUUUCGUGUACAUGGCUCCUCCUUUCAUCGCCUACUACGGUGCUCUCCAGGGCGGCGAUGAGGGUCUCUCAUUGCUCAAAGAAUCGUACACUCAGUGCAAGCUUUACCGCAAGUACCUUCAAGAUAACGGUACGCUCUGGAGGCACAUCACCUUGGGUAGUUGGUCGGACAAGAACCACUGGGGCACCGGCAACGCAUGGGCCGCGGCUGGGAUGCUCCGCGUCCUCGAGACUCUUGCUCGCUCGGAGUUCUCCUCCAGUCUCACCCAAGAGCAGGUUGACUUGACCUCCUGGGUCAACGAGAUUUUGACCAGUGUUUGGGCGCUCCAGCAAUCCAACGGCACGCUGCUCAACUACCUCGAUCAACCGGCCACCUCGUUUGGCGACACUUCGAGCACUGCCCUCCUCGCGGCUUCUUCCUACCGUUACGCGACGAUCACUGGCGACCUUACCCACAUCCCUGCCGCCAACCGCGCCUUUGAUCUGAUCAAGGCUAGCUUGACGGAUGAUGGCUGGCUGCUCAACACCGUCGACCCUGAGUCGUUCAGCACCCCCUCUCCCCCUGGCGUCUACAGUCCCGAGGGUCAGUCCUUUGUGCUGCUUUUGCACACGGCAUGGCGCGCUUUCAAGGCCGCUACUUCCUUGUGA
Epithele typhae is the source of this 1116-nucleotide messenger RNA. RefSeq names its product Six-hairpin glycosidase. Bases 1 to 1116 code for a protein of 371 amino acids. The record is from RefSeq and is a predicted model, not a curated record. NCBI's taxonomy places the organism in Eukaryota, Fungi, Basidiomycota, Agaricomycetes, Polyporales, Epitheliaceae. The transcript is spliced from 8 exons. Gene Ontology annotation, biological process: carbohydrate metabolic process.